Hevea brasiliensis (rubber tree) is the source of this 1276-nucleotide messenger RNA. RefSeq names its product transcription factor MYB82. The record is from RefSeq and is a predicted model, not a curated record. The coding region runs from base 315 to 1022 and encodes 235 amino acids. The transcript is spliced from 3 exons. NCBI's taxonomy places the organism in Eukaryota, Viridiplantae, Streptophyta, Magnoliopsida, Malpighiales, Euphorbiaceae.
GAGGCUGAGUAAUGAAAGAACUGAGAUUUCCUUUGCUUCAUUUUUUUUUACAGCGAGGUCAUGCCAUGAAAAGCUGAAGCGAAGGCAGAAGAGGGCCCUCGUUUUCAAAUCGUUUUGGGAUUAUAAUGGCACUAAGAUUGGCUCCCAUGCACGAGUUAAUGCUAUUUACAAAGAGUUCUGCACUACCCACACAUGGCAACUCUCCUUUCUAUAUAAACCUUUCAAAUUAACAAUUCUUUGUCAUACCAAUCUUUUUAAAAGAUCAUACAGAGAGAGAGAGAGAGAGAGAGAGAGAGAGAGAGAGAGAGAAAUAGAUGGAAAAUAAACAAGUGAAGCCACUGAUCAAGAAAGGUUUAUGGAAACCGGAGGAGGACUUGAUCCUCAAGACUUACGUAGAGGCUCAUGGAGAAGGCAACUGGACUACUGUGUCUGAAAAAUCAGGUUUGAUGAGGGGUGGGAAGAGUUGCAGACUGAGAUGGAAGAAUUACUUAAGACCCAAUAUUAAACGAGGUGGUAUGACUCAAGAGGAAGAAGACCUUAUCAUUAGGAUGCAUAAGCUUCUUGGCAAUCGAUGGUCACUUAUUGCCGGCCGACUGCCUGGUCGAACGGAUAAUGAGGUGAAAAACUAUUGGAAUACCCAUUUGAACAAGAGAUGCCGCACUGGCAAAAGAAGAACCGCUGAUCCCAGCAACCACCAGAAUGGCAACGAUGACAAGUACAAGAACAAGAGCCAACGAGAUUCUCAGACCACUUGCAGCACUAGUCAAAAAAGCAACCCAGAAGAAUCGGAUGGAAAGAAAGAACAGAAAGAAGAGAAUACUGUUACCGAUACCUGGAUGCAGGAUGCACAGAGCAUGAACUAUUACAUUGAAUCUCCAAUGGUGCCACCAUGCAGUGAUGCAUUUUUGUUCAACGAGAAGCCUUUCAUUGCUCACUGUGAUUCCCUUGUUUUGUUUGAAUCAUUCGGCUAUAAUGGUGAGGAGAUGUAUUCACAGGUGGACCUGCAAUCAUUCAUGCUAUAGUUUCUGAUAUUCUCACACAUUACCUUCCUCCAUGUCCCGUAGUCAGAGUGAGUUUUCCAAGGCUUCCGUGCAAAAAAUGUUGUGUCCAGCCUGCACUGUUGAGGAUUGUAUUAUGAUAAAACUACUAGUGCCGUAUGUACUAAACAGGAAAAGAAUGUGCAAUAGCUAUCAUCAUGCUUCUUUCCCCGUCUCUCUUCACAAAAAGAAUUAGAUUGCUUAAUUAGUAAAAAAACAACGCAGAUUGAAGUUGAAAA